Messenger RNA from Ziziphus jujuba (common jujube), 1233 nucleotides. RefSeq names its product auxin-responsive protein IAA32. Gene Ontology annotation, cellular component: nucleus. Bases 321 to 836 code for a protein of 171 amino acids. NCBI's taxonomy places the organism in Eukaryota, Viridiplantae, Streptophyta, Magnoliopsida, Rosales, Rhamnaceae. Gene Ontology annotation, molecular function: protein binding. The record is from RefSeq and is a predicted model, not a curated record. Gene Ontology annotation, biological process: regulation of DNA-templated transcription. The transcript has 4 exons.
GAUAACCCUUGUAGCAAUUUUAGGUUGCAGAAUCCAAAAUAACUUCUGUCAGAAUCACUUUUCCCAUUCCUUGUUCUUGUGAUGUUUUGUUUGCAUACUUUGUGUACUUGCAUGUUCUUAGUCUGCAGAAGAAGAUAAGCAACACUGAAUGAUUGAUAGUGGGAGAAAGCAUUUUCCUGUCUUUCCAUUGUUUAAAGAACUUGGACCCACAAAUUUCUAUCUCUGGUUGUUGCCUGAGAAUCACAUAAAUAGAAUAGCUCUACUAAUUCAAAUCUUCGAUAUAUAUACCUAAGCACUUGUUUUGCAAUAAUUAUAACACCAUGGAUUCCAAUGCUUCAAGCUUUAUUGUUAAUCCUUCAACUCUCCCAUCAGUUUACUAUCAAGCUAAUAAGCAAGAUGAUGGAGUAAUUGAUCUCGGUCUUAGCCUGAGAACUCUGCAACCUGAAGCUUAUAACCAUCAAUCUGGGCAUUUGGUAAGCUUAGAGGGAUAUGAUGAUCUUAUAGAUUGGCCCCAGCCUGAUCUGAACUUGAAAAGUUCAGAGAUAAUUCAACAAAGAAAUUAUGUACCAGAUGACUGUGAUGAAGAAGGUGAGGGAGUCCAAAGCAAAGAGAGGUGGGCUUAUGUGAAGGUUAACAUGGAUGGGAUUAUUGUGGGUAGAAAAGUUUGUAUACUUGAUCAUGGUGGUUACUCCAGUCUAGCUCUCCAACUUGAAGAGAUGUUUGGUAGGCAAUCCUUAUCUGGGUUACGGUUGUUCCAAGCUGGGUCUGAAUUCUCAUUGUUCUACAAGGACAGAGAUGAAAAUUGGAGGAUUGUUGGUGAUGUUCCAUGGAAGUAGGUUCAUUGACUAAUCAAUAGCUACAACUUUUAUGAAUUGGAAAUUUGUAGAAUGUGUUCGACGGCUGAGGAUUGCAACAAAGAAUGGAGCUCAUCUUCCCUGAUCGUUAUAAAUUCUUCAGAAUUUAUAGAAGCAAAUAUGAUUUAACAUUUCUUCUCUCUCUCUCUCUCUCUCUCUGAUAUGUUCUUGUGGUCUCUGACUUUUUAAGUUGAAUUUAAAUUUCACAUCCCUUCGCUAGAAAAUGAUGACAGUUUGAACUAAUAGAAUGGCUUAUGAUCAUAUCUUUUGGGAAAGUUGUAUUGAAUAUGUGCUAAUGAGUCUCCAUGUAAUAUCUUUUUCAUCUACUAGAUUGAUAUAUAUUAAGCACUCCAAGAGUGAUUCAGAUUGUUCUUUUCAA